UCAUUGUGUACCUCAGUUUCGCAUAUAAUGUCUGUUGUGAAAAUACGUCAUAAAAGUUAAUUUACCAACAAAAAAUAAGUUUACUGUUAGGAAAAGUUUUUUUUAAAAUUGCUUCUUAGUGUUCUAAUGAAAAACAGUACAAUAGGAAUUAAGUAUUUUAUAUCAUGUUAUAAUUAUGAAAAAUAUUAGUGAUUUAUGUUUAUCAGUCGGAACUUUGUAUACUCAAUUAUUCAUCCAAUUAAUUUGAGCAUGGUCCCAUAGACAAGUGUGGUGUAAAAAGUGCAGUUCUGAAUUUGUGCAGUGUGUGCUAAACGACAAAAACUAGUGAGUGAAAAUGAGUUUAAACAGGAAAGGGGCGUUGACCAAUGGGAACUCAGAUGAGAUGAAAUCUCCCAACUCGUGUUACUUCUGCAAUGAACUGUUCGAGCUAGGACAGCUACAGCUGCACCUGACCCAGUGCGGGAGCAUCCUGGAGCAGUGCCCGCUGCGCUGCGGCGCCUGGAUCCAGAGGAAGCACCGGGAUACGCACGUGCAGGACUGCCCCAGGAUAGAGAAGACCAGAUCCACGGAGUCCCCGAGCCACGCCCGGCCGCCCGACGUGGCCAGUCCGCUGCCGAGUGUCAGCAACCACACCUGGUCUCCGAAAACCUCUGGUCUCGACGACUGCGUCACGUUUUUGGAGAAGGAAGUCGCUAAUAUUAAAUUAAUCAUAACCGAAGAGGUGAACGCCCGUGACGUCCAAUCCAGCGACCUGGAGACUCUCCGCACCAAGUUCCAGCUACUGGAGGAGAGGUCACAGCACUUCCUGUCUACUGUGACUACACUGAGGACGGCUCUGGAUGAGGGCUCAGAGCGGUGCAGUAAUUGGUCUGCACAGUUUAAGCAUGAUUUGGCUAAUGUGCAAUUGGGAUUGCAGGAGCUCCAAAGCCAGCAGCUAUCAACAGCGCUGCGGCUGGAGAGCUGUGUGAGCAGCGUGCUGCACGAGCAGCGCGAGCGCGAGCUGCUGGAGGCGGCGGCGGCGCAGCAGCACCGACAAGCACUGAGUGGGACCAAACUUGAAGAAGUUAUAAACUACGUGAAAGACGCGCUAGAAGAAGAGAGGGCGAGGAAUGCGGAGAGUCGCGCCGAGCUGGAGGCUGAGCUGGCUGAGGCCAAGCGGUCUUCGGAGCAGCUCGCCCAGCUCUCCACUGUCAGGCUACAGCUGCAAGCUGCCGUUCAUGAGCGACCGGCCCUAGACCGUCUAGCAGUUCUAGAAGUAGCAACAGCGGACGCCCGCGCGGAGUCAGCCGAGCAGCAGUCCAGGCUGGAGACCCUGGCGAGGGACGUCCGCGCGCUCACCAAGUCUUACCUGAAGAUCCGAGGGGAGCUCAACGACUUCCAAGCAAGAGUCAGCUUUGAUAAGGCGGAGCUGGGCUGUGAAGAUGGACACUUAAUAUGGAGAAUAGAUAAUUUCACAGCUCGUAUGAAGGAUGCCAAAGAAAACGAUGCUGUAUUAUGCAGUGCUUUGUUUAGAACUAGCAAAUACGGAUACACUUUGAAGGCGGAAGUAAACCUGAACGGCAUAGGCAAGUGGAAGGGGCGCAACAUCACGGGCACGGUGCGGCUGGUGGGGGGGCCCUACGACCCGCUGCUGCAGUGGCCGUGCCAGCUGACUGUCAACAUCAUACUGAAGGACCAGGCUGCGGAUAGGAAUCAGGCAAUGGACAUAGUGAAGUCCCUAGAGCUUCGCCGGAAGUCCUCGUCGAAGCGUCAAGACUUCGACGACCCCGGCGAAGGGAAGUCCACUUCCACCGAAACUCUGGACAAGAAUAUUCUGCAGCUGAAACGACAGUACAUCUUCAUACCGUAUACUAGCCUUGACAAGUUCGAGUAUGUUAAAAACGAUGUCAUGUUUCUAGAGAUUGUUGUCAAUCAGUGAUAGAUUACAUUAUUUAUCUAUAGAUACGGAUGAAGUUAGAGUUGUGGCCGAGAAAUAUUGGUAGUAAAUAUCUUAAAAGUGACCUUAUUUUUACGUAAUAGACUUAUUUUGAGCCUUAAAAUUUGCAUUUUUAUACAGAUUAUAUAACUGAAACUAUUAUGAACAUUAAAGUACUUAUUCCUUUUAUGUUUAUUAAGAUAAGCUCUCUUAUAAUUUAAUAACUAUUGAGUAACCUCAUAUAGGUACUAGAAAGAAAGAUGUAUAAACAUAUAGAUAUUUUUAUUUUGUAUAAAGUAUAAUAUAAGUAGUCAAAACAACAGUCAUAUAAGAUUAAGUCACACAAUAGUUAUAAAAUAUACAUCACACGUGAUAUGGUAUAUCCUUAAAUCGCGCCUUAUUCUAUACAAAAUAUUUAAUACACAUAUAUUUUUAUUUUA
This is a messenger RNA of Plutella xylostella (diamondback moth), 2355 nucleotides long. It is a transcript of the gene Traf-like, whose product is annotated as TNF-receptor-associated factor-like. The record is from RefSeq and is a predicted model, not a curated record. Gene Ontology annotation, molecular function: protein binding. Lineage: Eukaryota; Metazoa; Arthropoda; Insecta; Lepidoptera; Plutellidae.